Suillus fuscotomentosus is the source of this 891-nucleotide messenger RNA. RefSeq lists its product as uncharacterized. The annotation marks the transcript as partial. Lineage: Eukaryota; Fungi; Basidiomycota; Agaricomycetes; Boletales; Suillaceae. The record is from RefSeq and is a predicted model, not a curated record. The transcript has a single exon.
AUGGGAGUCUCGGAUCCUGAGAGCGAUAAGUUGACAGGGCGAAGUUUUGUGGCGUCUGCAAUUCGCAAUCUCCUUCCCAAAGAUGUGGUGGAUCUGCAGCCUGACCUUGUUAUCCACUGCAGCAGCCAGCCUGUGACUGAGUACAACAAUCCGUCCUUUUUUCCUGGUCUGUAUCCCACUCUUUUUCCUUAUGGACUCGGGGGCUUCGAAAUCAAGUCUAGACGGACUGCAUUGGCAUUCAAGAAACAAGCUAAGUACUUCUUAUCCGUGUCUGACCGUGCCUUUCGUUACCAUAACAGUUUCAUAUUCGUCCUGCUGAACAUAUUGCAGCGUCGACAAGCUCAUCUCCAGACCUAUUUCACCGUGGGCAAAUCGAACUUUGAUAGUGUUGCUCGUAAACUCACGACUGUGUCACCAAUACUACUUGAACGCUUGGCGAUUAAGCUGGAACACGAACGAAAAUUGGUUGACCCUACCGCUGAAGAACGUAAUGCUCUGCAACUUUUGCAGCAAGUGAACACAAUGUCUGCUCGCAUUCCAGGCUCGCAGGCCUCGAAAAUAUUCGUGAGGAAUGAGAUUCGCAACUACUAUGGGUAUUUUGGCCUGCCCCACAUAUUCUUCACCUUUAACCCCAGUCCUGCUCACAGUCCUGUUUUUCAGGUAAUGUUCGGCGACAAAACAGUGGACCUCAGUGAGCAUUUUCCUGCGAUGCCUUGUGGGCGUGAACGAGCACUCAGACUUGCGCAGGAUCCUGUAGCUGCCGCGGAUUUUUUUGAGUUCUCUUUCAGGUCCCUAUUCCGUCACCUUAUGGGCUGGGACUUUGAGGCCAGAUGUGCCACUGCUUCUGGAGGGAUUCUCGGGCAUGUCCGUGCUUUCUAUGGUAGCUCUGAG